GUGAACACAUAAAGAGAAAUACACAUUUAUUAUCAAGCUGUCGAAGUGAAGUUAUUCAGUAUAACAACCAAACAAUUCUCGCAAAAGUUGCUGACGUUUGCAUAUAUAAAAAAGAAGCUAAGUUGGAGAGAACUCCUUGGUUUAAUACCUGUAGACAAGUGACUCAUAAUGUCAACUGUGAUAUUAGUAUUCAUUGGUUUGCUGUGUGCAUUAAUACCGUCGAUGCAUUCUCAAGAUACAUGCCGAAAUCCGCAGGGAUAUGUCGGUACAUGCAUCAAUAUCAAAUCAUGUACGUCGUUAUUCAAUCUUCUGAAAUUGAACAAGGAAAAUCCGCAAGUACUCGAAUUUCUCCGUGCUUCCAUUUGCGGUUACGAAGGUAAUGAUCCUAAGGUUUGCUGUCCCUCCAGCAAAUCUGAAUACGGUCCUUUGUAUCCACCUGAAUGCGGAUUCAGUAAUGUGAUACCACAGAGAAUCGUUGGUGGCACGCCAGCCCCGUUAGGUGCUUGGCCUUGGAUGACCGCUCUCGGAUAUACAAACUCGGAAAAUCCAAACGUUCCGAGCUGGCUUUGCGGCGGCGUCUUGAUUACUCGUCGACAUGUGCUUACCGCCGGGCAUUGCGUUUACGAACGAGAAGAUUUGUACAAAGUGCGCAUUGGAGACUUGGAUCUCAACGAUGACUACGAUGGGGCGACCCCGUUUGAGGACUUCAUCGAAAGGAAAACAGUGCACCCCGAAUUUGAUCGCUGGACCCUCACGAACGAUGUGGCGGUUCUGAAAACGUUCCAGGAAGUACCCUUUACACUAUCUGUUCAUCCUAUUUGUCUUCCAAUGGACGAUUUUAUCAGAAAUACAAAUUUAGAGAAUACGUAUCCUUUCGUUGUUGGAUGGGGAUCUGUUUAUUUCCAAGGACCAAAAAGCAGUAAACUUUUGCAAACACAAGUUCCUGUAGUUCCACAAGAAAAAUGUCGUACUACCUAUCAAAAUACGCAGGCGGUGAUUGACAACCGUGUUGUAUGCGCUGGAUAUGCUCAAGGUGGAAAAGAUGCUUGUCAGGGUGACAGUGGUGGACCACUGAUGUUGCCUGAUCCUCGAAAUAAACAAUAUUAUUACGUUGUUGGGAUAGUUUCAUACGGCCAGAAGUGCGCUCAACCUGAUAUUCCAGGCGUAUAUACGAAGGUUCCAGCUUUCCUAGAUUUCAUCAUAAGUCAAUUGGUAUAGAUUUUCUCGUUAAAACAUUGAAACUUUUUAUUUGUUUGUUGAUUUUUUUUAAAUUCUAAAAACACAGCGUACAUUUAUUGUGGUAUAAACAAUUCCUUUCUUUUUUCCUUUUUGUAUUAUAAACAGAAUAAACUAACUUUGUCAAUAAUCAAUCAUAAUUCGCGUGAAGAAUAACUUCAGUUUUAGAAAGACGCUAAGUUGACCGAGUAAAACUUUCUUAUAAAUAAGAUACAUUAUAAUAAACAAGAUAUAAUAAACAUUCUUAUAAACAAGAUAAAUAAGAUACAGAUUUUGUUUUCUUUUAAAUCAUUAAUCGUUGUGCCAUUUAAUCUAUACGAGAAAAGACAUACCUAUAAAAUAUAAACAGACUCAAUAUAAAAUCAAUCAAUUAAUCUAAUUGGCUGAAAAUGAAAUUAAUUGGUUGGAAAAUGGAAGUAUAUCAUAAUGUAUUCCCCUACUUAUAUAGGAGUAUAUAAAUUACUAUAAUAUAUGAAUUGAUUGAUUUAUGAUUUGUAUCCUUCUUUUGUUUAGCGUUUAUUAUAAUGGAUUAUUACUCAGAAACUCUUCUAAUUGUAGAGAAUAAAGUAAAAAAAUUUUUAAUGCGUAAAAUAAAAAAAAUAAAAAAUGCAUCAAUAUUAGAUCAAAAUUAUGUGAAGUAAUAAUAAAUACUGAUGCAGAUGGAAUAAGAUAAGUUUUGUGUAUUUUUGGCAAAUAUAAUCAACUUUGCUAGACAUGAACAUAUGUUGUCAGCGUGUGUGAUAAAAUCAUAUAUGAUGAAUUGAUUACAAACGUGCAUAUGCGCAUUGUACACAAAUUGCGGAAGUGAGAAGCGAUAAUUAUUGUCUGCACCGUGAUGUUUUCGGUAGCACUAUAGUAGUAUUACAUAUAUGGUGACAAUACGCUUUUAACAUGUGACGUCUACGUUUGUAAAAACGUUAUGCUCACUUGAGAACUAUAGAAAGAUAAUCAGCUUUGAAUUCUAUUUAUGUAAAUUAACGGACAAAUUAGUUGUUUCUGAAUUUUGUCAAUAGAUGGCUAUAAUGACCAAA
Wasmannia auropunctata (little fire ant) is the source of this 2267-nucleotide messenger RNA. Its product is annotated as venom protease-like. Gene Ontology annotation, biological process: proteolysis. Gene Ontology annotation, molecular function: serine-type endopeptidase activity. The record is from RefSeq and is a predicted model, not a curated record. The transcript is spliced from 7 exons. NCBI's taxonomy places the organism in Eukaryota, Metazoa, Arthropoda, Insecta, Hymenoptera, Formicidae. The coding region runs from base 169 to 1218 and encodes 349 amino acids.